AAUGAAGAGAGAGACAGAGAGAGCAUUUCGUUGUGUCAGGAAACUCCUUUUAUGUCUCUGUUUUUCUCUCUCAAUUUUCUUUCCAGUUUCUCCGAAAAUUACAGAAAACAGAGAGAUUUUCAUGGUAAUUCGAUGUGAUUUAGUAGCUAAAAUGUUGAACUCGCUCUUCUGUUAGAAGAUCUGGAGCUCGCGAUUGAUAGUCUAGAGGUUUAUACAUUUGAAGUGGUGUGCUUGCGACGAUUGGUUUGAAGAUGAGAGAUACAUUUAAAUAGGUUCGAAGGGAUUUCGAGAAGGAUUUGAAGUGGAUUUGGCUUUGAUUUCUCUACUUCUUCGUGAAGAUUUGUUUGUUUCACUUCCAUAUUACAGAGAAAAGGCUUGUUCAGAGGUACAUUUCCAGGAGAUGUUGAAGCAGUUUUUAGAUGACAUCUGAACUAGGAGAUCAGUUUCUGGGUUUGUGAGAUCGGAAUCGAAUAUGAAUCCCGACGAUUCAAGCUUUGAAAUGUUCUCGAUUUCUUAGAAAUCAGCUUAUCAAUUUGAAUAUUCAUAAUCUCAAGACCCAAAAAAUCGAAGCUUCCUCUGAAUUCACUUUUUAAAUCUGCUAUCAAUUUCGCAAUAUUCCUUUAAUUCAUUCACGCUGUUGUGAAGACAAAUCCAAGUAUAAAAAGUUUCAGAGAAUUUGGAAUCAGUUAUUUUGAAGAAGGUUAAUAUCUGAAUGACCUUGUCAUGUUUCUUCAGCACUUUCAUGACCCGAUGGUUUUUGCUUUCGAUUCUCUGUGCCCUGCAGUGCUCCGAAACAAUCGGUUCUGUGUUUUGUAAUUCGGUUGAGACAAACAGAGAUCAUCUUUUUCUUCAAGCAAGUUGAAGCUUUCAGGUGUACCAGAGAGAGAGAGACAAGAAGUGAUGGAGAAGAAUAGUAUUAACAACCACCAACACCAACACCGCAAUCGAGAGAGAAUCGGAGUGCUGGGUCAAGUUGGCGAUCAUCAUGAUGAUGGGUUGUUGAGAACAACAACAACAACACAGACGCCUGAGACGCGAUCGUCGGACUUUGUGUUGCAGUGGGGGAAUCGGAAACGGCUCAGGUGUAUGAAAAUCCAGGUCAAGGUUAACAACACCACCGACUCAUCUUCCGCUGCCGUACCGGUCCAUCGAACCACGGUUCGAGUCGACCGCCGGGUCAUCAGAUCCGAUACAAACAACAACAAUAAUAGAGAAACUAGUUCAAAUCACCCAUCCACCACCGCCAGCAACGGUUAUUUGAAUCUCCGGCAACGUCCUCCGUCCCCUUCUCAUCGCAUUCUCAGGAAUUCAGAGAGUUUGAUAGCCAUGAAGGGACAGAGCAACGGGGUGAAGGGGGUAACAUCUCCGGACAGAGGGGGUGCGCAGGAUAAGAUGGGUAGUGUGCUUCAUAAUAAUAGUAAUAAUAAUAUUACUGUCGCUACCACCACCACUACCAAUAACAAUAAUAAUAAUAAUAAUAAUAAUAAUAAUAAUAAUACUAAUGAUAAUGGUGGUCGUGGUGGUGGUAGUGGGGUUUGGGAGGGGGCGCAGGAUAGCAAGAAGGGAGGGAAUUCGUCGGGGAGUGAUGGGAUGCCGGUGGUGUGGCCGCCGAAGUUUGUGAUCGGACUAACAAACAAGGAGAAAGAGGAGGAUUUCUUUGCAUUCAAGGGUUCUAAGCUUCCUCAGAGACCCAAGAAGCGUGCCAAAUUCAUUCAACGCACCCUCAAUUUGGUAAGCCCAGGAGCGUGGUUAUGUGAUCUAACUUUAGAACGAUAUGAAGUUAGGGAGAAAAAGAUCUCCAAAAAGCGACCAAGAGGGCUAAGAGCUAUGGGGAACAGCAUGGAGUCGGACUCAGAAUAGAAGAGAGAGAGAGAGAGAGAGAGAGAUAGAGAGAGCUUGUGGGACAAGACAACAAUGGGUCAUUGUGUUGUUGAGUGAGUGUUUUGUUGUCUGCAAGAAAGGUGAGCUGAAUAUAACAAUUGAGGAGGAUGAUGAUCGAAGUGUAGUUAUUUUUGACGGAUAUGUGAUAAUAUUUAGCAUUGAAAUAUGUAUUUUAGUCACCUUCCAUCUUUAGAAAAAAUUAGAGUAAAUUACACUUUAUUUUUAUUUUUA
Messenger RNA from Camellia sinensis, 2112 nucleotides. Lineage: Eukaryota; Viridiplantae; Streptophyta; Magnoliopsida; Ericales; Theaceae. The record is from RefSeq and is a predicted model, not a curated record.